This is a messenger RNA of Chiloscyllium plagiosum (whitespotted bambooshark), 3891 nucleotides long. It is a transcript of the gene nkrf, whose product is annotated as NFKB repressing factor. Gene Ontology annotation, molecular function: nucleic acid binding. NCBI's taxonomy places the organism in Eukaryota, Metazoa, Chordata, Chondrichthyes, Orectolobiformes, Hemiscylliidae. The record is from RefSeq and is a predicted model, not a curated record.
GCUAAGGCAGCCGCAGCAAUCGGGAGGAGGCGGUUAGCCGCUGUCACGGUUCAGACCGGGGCCUGGUCGCCGGCUGCUCGUCGACGGUGUGUUUGAAGCCGGGAGGGCGGCUCGAUUGCUUUCCCCUCGCUGUGUGUGUGUGCGCGCGCCGGACGGGGCGCUGCUGACGCCGCCGCCGCCUGGGCCCGGUCUCUAAGAUGGCGGCCGGCGUGGAGUCGCUGGCCGGCCCGAAGCUGCAGCUCACCGAGGCGGUGGAGCAGUACCGAGGCCUGUCGGAGAGCGACAAGCAUUGGAGGAUCCGCCGGCAGUUCAUCCUUCGACACAUCCAGAAUUACCCGGGAAACAGGAUGGAGCAGCUGCUCGCCCUCUCCAUGGUCUGGACCAACCAUGUCUUCCUGGGCUGUAGAUACAGCCCAGACCUUUUAGAGAGAGUCUUUCGAAUGGCUGAAGGUAUUGAUGUUGGUGAUAUUGGAUCAUGCGAGUUGGUUCCUGGGAGCGCAACAAACAAAAGAUCCAAUUCUGACAAUGGUGAAAAUCCAACAGCAAAGCGGAAACCGCCUUUAUUUCGCCCUCGGUUUCGUUUUGAGCCAGUUGCAUUUGUUAGCAGCAGCACCAAGGAGGAGAAUGAAGUGAAGAAAAAGCCAAGUCAAUCAGACAAGCCACGAAGGUGGGCAGAUUUAGAUGAAGAUAAUUCAAAUUGUUUGAUUAGAAUGGAGGAGAAAUCGGUAAAAGCAGAGUCUCAAUCCACCUCAAAAACAAGCAAAUCUAGCAAAAGUUCAAAUGGCCCACUGGAUCCUGCCACUUCUCAGAAUUCUAACACGUGUGAUUAUGACUCUUUGUGCAAAACCAUCUUCACAGAUGGAGAGCAAGCCAAAAGUGGAAACUGCGUUAAUGGGAUAAGCUGUUUAAGCACUUACAUGUCUAAAAUACAGCAGAAUUAUUCUGCUAAAUAUGAAGCUUAUCAUUCCAAUCCAUCAGAUCUUUAUCCAACAAUGAGGGGACCGGAUUUUUCCAAGACCCCAGUUGCCAAUAAACAGGGCUACAAGGGCCUGGGUUUCACACAGACCAAACGGUCGAAAAGUAGAAAAUCUUCUAAGAAGAAUGCCAGCAAGUCAGUCCUUCCAGAACCUUUGUCAAGCAAGGAAUCUCCAUCUGGUGGCUUUUCUCCAUCUGCAAUAAAGAGCAGACAGACUUUCUUUAAUAUGCUUCAGAUAUCUGUGUCAAGAAAGCUUAGUUCUAUUGGAGGUUUCAGUAACCAGCUAAACCACAGUGACGUGCUAAGCAGCUGUAUUCAGACAUGUAAAACAAAUCCUCAGUAUUUCUACGUAUCGCUGAAGGAGAUCCCUCCAGCUGAUGUACCAAAAAAUAAGAAAGUCUUGACAGAUGGCUAUGCCUGUGAGUUGAGAUGUCAGGGUGUCUACUUGGCUACAGGUUAUGCUGGCAGCAAAAUUGGAGCUCGCGAUAGGGCCUCUGAGCAAGCCUUAAAAUUGUUCCUUAAAGAUGUGGUGGUUGAGGUUGUGAAGCGCAAGUGUAAAAGUAAUUGUAUUGAUGAUUUAAUAUUAUGUGAAAAAAACACCCCUCGAAAUGACAUUCCUCCUGCUCUCAAAAAACCAGAUGAGAAAAUCCCAAGCAAAGAUACUAAAGAUACAGCCAAUAAAGGGAAUGAAACAACUAAACAGAACAAUCGGAAUUCGAAGGAUCUCAAAAAGAAGCACUGGAUGGAUUUUGUCAUUUUGGAGACCGCAAAAAAUGCUGUCUGCAUUCUGAACAAUUCAGCUCAAUUUAACAGAAUGACCGUGGAUUACAAGUUUCACCUGACGCCCAGUCAGAUCUGGCAAUGUCGUGUUUUUGUUGAAGAUCACUUUAUUGCUGAGGCUUAUGGAACCAAGAAGUUGGUGAAGCAUACAGCGGCAGAAAAAGCUUUGACAAUACUGAGGGAAACGCAACCUGUUGUAAAAUCGAGCAAACCAGGAAACACCGAUGCAGCCAUCUCUCGAAGUGCAAUUCUCGGAAGGUCGGCUGAGGAAGCUCUUAAACAAAAGAUCACAGAGGACAACAUUGGCAAUCAGCUUUUACGGAAAAUGGGGUGGAAAGGAGGUGGUUUGGGGAAAGAGGGUGAAGGUAUUGCAGAGCCAAUCAUUGUAAAAGAACAGUUCAAGAGAGAGGGCCUGGGUUUAGAGAUGAGCAAGAGUGGUUCUAAAUUAAACAAGCGUGAUAUAGAAGAUCUUAUCAAAAACUAUGCCCGCUCGGACAAGCAGGAAGAACUGACCUUUUCCAAAGAGCUAACCAACGAUGAACGAAUGCAAAUCCAUCAAAUGGCUGCAAAGUAUGGCCUCAAGAGUAAAUCCUAUGGAAAAGGAAAGGAGCGUUAUUUGGUUGUGAGCAGAAAGGUCCGUGUAGAUGAUAUUAUGAACCAGCUUGCACAAGAAGGACAAGUUGGCCGAUUUGAACUGGUAGUGCCCGGUUCUUCAACUUGAUGCAGAACUCUGCCCAAUUUUUCAUUUUUAUUUAUGUGCAGAUUUCUUCCGAAGUGAGACUUUCCCCCUGUAAUCUGAAUUCAGUUAAUGUAAAUGGUUUCUCAAUUGCAAUAGAAGUUUAUCUACACCUAUUAUUUACAGUUUUGAAAUCGUCAUCAGUGAGGUAGAUGUUCAAAACAAGGCAUCCAAAAUGAACUGUCUCAGUAUUUCUGCAUCACCUUUUUCCUUGUAUAAAGAUAACUGUCUGUGUUAUUUACAAAAAAUGGUAAUAAACUGCCACUGUUCAAAUUACUAGUGAGCUAAUAACUGUUUUGAUGUGGUUCAUCUCAGUUAGGAGCAAGUGAUGAGAUACAUUAAAAUUAUGACAGUUAAUCUUAAAAGUUAGUGUAUAUUUUUUAAUCCCAGUAUUUGUUUUUGAUGGGGGGAGGGGUCUCUUGUUGUUCAUGUUGCGCUAGGUUUUUGAUUCUUAUCACCAUCUACACCACAGAGUGGAAUAAAAUGUAAGUCAAGACCUCAACUUGCUUCAUCCUUUGUAGUCCCUAAUCAUUAAUGUACUGGUGGAAACUGUUUGUAAAGAAAUGAUAUUUUGGAACAGUUCUGUUUUGAUAGCUCCACAGUGCAAUAUUUAAACUCUAUAACUGUCCUUUUACAAUAAUUCUCCCACAACAUCCUGUAUUCGUCCUGUUUGAUAUGUCAAGCAGCAUUCUUUCUCCUCUGCUCAUCUUCUUGCUAGAAUUUGGGUGUUGGGUGCCCAAGUACCUUGCUGAACUGAUCAUUCUUCAUGCGAGCCCAUGUACUGGGUGACUGUACGCUCUUUGAAUAUAGUGGAUUUUGGAGCCUGUCCAGUAUGUCCUCGAUUCAUGUACAUAACAAAUGCACUUUCCAGCUGGGUUCCUGCACCCCCAACUCCUCCUUAACUCAGGAUGCUAAGGCCAAUUUUAGUGCCUUAUUCUAGCCCUGAAUGAGGAUUUUUGGAACCUUGAUUGUUUGUGGCCAGUAAGAUGUACAUGAACAUCCCUAGAUAGAAAUUUCAUUUUCUUUUGAGGACUACAGUGUGUGUUGAAGGAUUAGAUUCUGACCUCUUAGUCAUAAUGAGUUUCAUUUAGUUCUGCACUGGGACACUCUGUUGAGAUUAUCACUAUAUGAGUAAUGCUGGUGUGAUGAAAAUAUCUCUUUCUCUUAAUGCUCUGUCAUCUGCCAGCUAUGUCAAAGCAGCAUUGAGCGAUAAGGUGGACAGAAUAUUGGUCUACUUGCCAGCUGACAUUUCCUUUGAGGGAACAACAAGGUUCUAGUUGGUGUAUUUUUGGUGUAUUAAAUGGCAGUCCAGAAUGUCCUUUUGUUUUAAAUGGAAUAAAAUAUUUUUUAAAAUAAGCCUGUUACUGAAAAAUUGUGGAUUAAAUUUGCAUUGCUGCUA